UCUAAGCCCUAUUUCACAUUUCUCGCUCCUUGCCUCGGGUUCUUUUUCCAUCAUCCCCGUAACGACCACCGACAGACCCCGAUCUUCUUCACUUCCGGCGCAGGCGAGACCCUCCGAACACCUGAUCUUCCCGUUUCCCCAUACUCAAAGCUUGCGAUACAAAAAUCCGUCCCUUCGUCUCUCAUACUCUCCAUUUCUUUUCUGAGGAUUAAAAUCACUGUGCAAACAAGGGCAGUGGUCGCAAAGGCAUCUGUAAUGGCAACAAAUGAAAAUCUUCCACCCAAUGUAAUAAAGCAACUUGUGAAGGAGUUGAAGAAUCUUGAUGAAUCCCCACCUGAGGGUAUAAAAGUGGGAGUUAAUGAUGAUGACUUUUCAACCAUAUAUGCUGAUAUUGAAGGCCCAGCCGGGACACCAUAUGAGAGUGGGCUUUUCCGUAUGAAGUUGUUAUUAUCUCGUGACUUCCCACACUCUCCUCCCAAAGGGUACUUCCUGACAAAGAUUUUCCAUCCAAACAUUGCAUCAAAUGGUGAGAUUUGUGUCAAUACACUAAAGAAGGAUUGGAAUCCUAGUCUUGGACUACGGCAUGUUCUCAUUGUAGUGAGGUGUUUACUGAUUGAACCAUUUCCAGAGUCGGCUUUAAAUGAACAGGCUGGCAAAAUGCUGCUUGAAAAUUAUGAGGAGUAUGCUAGACAUGCCAGGCUGUACACUGGAAUUCAUGCUAAACCAAAACCUAAGUUCAAGUCAGGUGCUAUUUCAGAGUCCACUACGGCUCUGAAUAUUGAUCAAAGUAAUUCCUCGGUUCUCAACACUGAUCAGAACACUGGAGUUAGUGCUGCAAUAGCGUUGCCAUCUCCAUUGGCUCCCUGUACAACGGCCACUAAAGGAGGAAACAGUCAGGAUCAGCCACCUCUUGUAGGUCCAGUGCCCGAGACAGGAGUCCUUGGAUCUGUGACCAUGGCAACACCAAUAAUCAGUACUCAGAAAAAGGAAGGCGGACCAGCAAAAAUACAGGCAGAAAAGAGAAAAAUGGAUGCAAGAAAGAAGAGCUUAAAGAGAUUAUAAGGGCAAUUGAUUGAAUUGUCAUAUUCCUUAUGAAUGGAGAGGCCGUAUAAGUGAUGGGGAUAGGGUAUCUGAUUGAUAAGGAAAUAUUUCCAAAUGGGGCAGUGUUGGGUUAAACCAAACUCUAUGACCUUAUUUCAUUUGCCUUGUGGUUUCCAAAGAAAAAAAAAACAGAAAAUUACUUGAGAAACCUUCGAAUGAUGGAGUUUUAUUGUUCUUUA
Molecule: messenger RNA, 1280 nt
Organism: Manihot esculenta (cassava)
Lineage: Eukaryota; Viridiplantae; Streptophyta; Magnoliopsida; Malpighiales; Euphorbiaceae
Product: ubiquitin-conjugating enzyme E2 22
Exons: 6
Coding region: 256-1062 (268 amino acids)
Source: RefSeq, a predicted model, not a curated record